GUUCUCGGUCUCUUCUGCCGCCCGUUUCCGUUCUCGAUUCUUCCACUUUGGCUCUUCCGUCUACGUACAGACCGGACGGUAGAGUGGUACCACUAUAACCUCAAGCUUGACUUGUCUUGCCAAUGCGAACAAUUUGUCGUCGCCUCUUCUCCGUCUCUGCCGUCACCCUUUGUCCGAAGCGUUUGAACCCCCGUAUUGCUACCUUUACAACCAAGACAAUGGCGCUCCAUCCGGCUCAAGAUGGCGCAAAGCUCAUCUUUGCCCCCGCCGGUACUCUGGCCGACCCGUCCGUCCCCGGCCAAGCUGCUCAGUUCCUCAAGGCCGAGACCCGUGGAGGCUUGCGACGCUCCGAUCUUGACCCCGAAAGUCCCAUUGCCCAAUUCCACACAUGGUUCACCGACGCUUCCCAACCCGAAACGGGAAUUUCUCACCCCGAAACCUGCACGCUUUCAACUGCGCAGUUGCCCUCUGGCCGCGUCUCUGCGCGCAUGGUGUACCUGAAGGAGCUGGACCCAAAGGGUUUUGUCAUUUACAGCAACUUUGGCACCAGUGGGAAGGCGCGGGACUUGUUUGGCAGCGAGGAUGGAUCCAGCACCGGUAACCCAUGGGCUUCUCUGGUGUUCUGGUGGGAGCCGUUGGAGAGGCAGGUCCGGGUUGAGGGAAGAGCGGAACGCUUGACGACAGAAGAGAGCCAGGCCUACUUUGACACAAGAGUUCGUGGCAGUCGUCUUGGCGCCUGGUCAAGCAAACAAAGUGCUGUCCUCCUUCCCGACCCUGCGAACCCCGACGAUGACGGACGAACACAGCUGGAAAAGUGGGUCAAGGAGUCGGAGCAGCGCUUUGAAGGCGAGGAGAACAUUCCCGUCCCGGAGUUCUGGGGAGGCUUGAGGAUCGUUCCUGAACGGGUCGAGUUCUGGCAAGGAAGGCAAAACCGGCUACACGAUCGGUUUGUGUACGACCGCGUCCGUCAAGAUGGUGGAGGUGAAGACAAGUGGACUUUGGAGAGGCUGAGUCCAUAAGUUUGCUUAACAACUUUGACACAAAAUGAUGGCCGAACAAACUCCCCACCAACAGCAAGAUGCUAGCGUCAUGUUCGACCAGCUAUAAUGAGUCGAAGCGAUGGGAAUGGGGUCGUUUUUAUCUGACUUGUGGCAGUAGUGUAACCUUUCUGGCUUCAUCUCGUCUUUCCCGAGUGUUUGUAUAAAAGCGGGGUCCGAGCUUUUGCACCUGCCUGAACCUCACAGCUUCGUUCUUCCCCACGGCAUUCACUCACUCACAAACAGUCCAAACUGUCAUCGCGUGUUUCCUUCUAUUCUCU
Molecule: messenger RNA, 1318 nt
Organism: Neurospora tetraspora
Lineage: Eukaryota; Fungi; Ascomycota; Sordariomycetes; Sordariales; Sordariaceae
Exons: 2
Coding region: 123-1019 (298 amino acids)
Biological process (GO): pyridoxine biosynthetic process
Molecular function (GO): pyridoxamine phosphate oxidase activity; FMN binding
Source: RefSeq, a predicted model, not a curated record